This is a messenger RNA of Varroa destructor (honeybee mite), 6708 nucleotides long. Its product is annotated as myosin heavy chain, muscle-like. Gene Ontology annotation, molecular function: ATP binding; actin filament binding; microfilament motor activity. The record is from RefSeq and is a predicted model, not a curated record. Gene Ontology annotation, cellular component: myosin filament; cytoplasm; myosin II complex. NCBI's taxonomy places the organism in Eukaryota, Metazoa, Arthropoda, Arachnida, Mesostigmata, Varroidae. Gene Ontology annotation, biological process: sarcomere organization; muscle contraction.
CACCACCUAGACGGCAAUGGCGAUGUAGCAUCGUUCGUACGAAUGCUAUUAUAUAAUAUACUGAACUAUUCGAACGAUACUGACCUUUUGAGUUUGUUCUGUUGUGUGUUCUCGUAUGGAGGAAGUGUAUUAAGUUCGGUUGGCAAUUGCCUACUCCAGCUACUUCGACAUCUAUGGAUAUUUACCGCAGUGUUUAUACCUAAUCAUCCGGGGUGGUGACAAUACUGGGAAAGUGUGCUAUAGCUUUGUGUGAUCAAACGAGGUUAAGAAGGUGGCGAAGAAGGUUGUGUUAUUUACCGAUUAUGGCGCUUAUUUUUAUUUCCAUUGUUAUCUUUUGUUGUGUUAGCUAUUGUGCUGUUGUUAUUCUUGCAGAAAAACCACGGAGCUCCCUUCUCGUCACACAACGUUGCUCCAUAGUUAAGUUACACCCAAGUAGCCGAGAUGGCGGCACAAGAUCCCGAUCCUACCGAGUACCUUUUCGUCUCUGCGGAGAUGAAGAGGAAGGACGCUACGAAACCGUACGAUGGCAAAAAGAUGACUUGGGUUCCCGAUGAGAAGGAGGGCUUCGUGAUUGGUAACAUCGAGUCCACUCAAGGCGACAAGGUCGUCGUUGAAACUCCUGACGGCAAGAAGACGUUCAAAAAGGACCAGCUCCAACAGGUCAACCCACCCAAGUACGAGAAAUGCGAAGAUAUGUCCAACAUGACCUAUCUUAACGAUGCUUCUGUACUGCAUAACCUAAGGGAACGUUAUUACGCCAACCUAAUCUACACGUACUCGGGUCUCUUCUGUGUCGCCAUCAACCCGUACAAGAGGUUCCCCAUUUACACUCCUCGUGCCGUUAUGAUCUACAAGGGCAAGAGGAGAACAGAGGUGCCGCCCCAUGUGUUCGCCAUCUCCGACGGUGCUUAUAUGCACAUGCUUACGGAUAACGAAGAUCAGUCCAUGCUGAUUACCGGUGAGUCCGGAGCCGGAAAAACCGAGAAUACGAAGAAAGUGAUCUCGUACUUUGCCAAUGUCGGUAAAAGUGAGAAGAAAGCAGAUGCGGACUCCAACAAGCCGUCGCUCGAAGAUCAGAUUGUGCAAACCAACCCUGUACUUGAGUCAUUUGGUAACGCUAAAACCACCCGUAAUGAUAACUCUUCCCGAUUUGGUAAAUUCAUCCGUAUUCAUUUUGGCCCUACCGGGAAACUGGCAGGUUGCGAUAUUGAGACGUACCUGCUGGAAAAAGCUCGUGUGAUCUCUCAGCAGCCACUUGAGCGUUCUUACCAUAUCUUCUACCAACUGAUGUCUGGCAAGAUCCCUGACAUGAAGAAAAAGCUCCAAUUAAGUGACAACAUAAAGGACUACUAUUAUGUAGCUCAGGGCAAACUGGAGAUUCCUGGAGUCGAUGAUGGAGAAGAAAUGGGCUACACCGAUGAGGCCUUUAAUAUUUUAGGCUUCUCGCCAGAGGAGAAGGAUGGCGUGUACCGCAUCACAGCCGCUGUCAUGCAUUUCGGUACAAUGAAGUUCAAGCAAAGGCCUCGCGAAGAGCAGGCCGAAGCCGAUGGUACCGAACAAGGCGAAAAAGUGGCUGCGCUUUUGGGUCUCGUUGGAGCUGACUUGUACAAAAACCUUUUGAAGCCCAGAAUUAAGGUCGGUACCGAGUUUGUGACCAAGGGUCAGAGCCAGAACCAGGUCAUGUCUGCUAUCGGCGCCCUAUCUAAGGCCAUGUUCGAUCGUCUAUUCAAAUUCCUCGUCAAGAAGUGUAACGAUACUCUUGAUACCAAGCAGGCUCGUAAACACUUCAUCGGUGUACUUGACAUUGCCGGUUUUGAGAUCUUUGACUACAACGGCUUCGAGCAGCUCUGCAUCAACUUCACCAAUGAGAAACUGCAACAGUUCUUCAACCACCACAUGUUCGUACUGGAGCAAGAAGAAUACAAGAGAGAAGGAAUUGAUUGGGUUUUUAUCGAUUUCGGUCUUGAUUUGCAGGCCUGCAUCGAGCUGAUUGAAAAGCCCAUGGGUAUUUUGUCCAUCCUUGAAGAGGAGUCCAUGUUCCCCAAAGCUACUGAUAAGACCUUUGAGGAUAAACUGAACAGCCAGCAUCUCGGAAAAUCGGCUCCGUUCCAGAAACCCAAGCCACCGAAGAGCAAGGAAAUUGGCCCUGCCCACUUUGCUAUUGCCCACUAUGCUGGUACUGUAUCCUAUUCUAUCACUGGCUGGCUCGAGAAAAACAAGGAUCCCCUCAACGAUUGCGUCGUCGAUCAAUUCAAAAAGGGCAACUUGGCUCUCUUACAGACUAUCUUUGAAGACCAUCCCGGACUCGGUGGCGAUGCCAAGGCUGAGGGCGGCGGCAAGGGCGGUGGCCGCAAGAAAGGUUCCGGCUUCCAGACGGUGUCCGGUCUUUAUAGGGAACAACUGAAUAAGCUGAUGCACACCCUGCACUCGACUCACCCCCAUUUUGUGCGUUGCAUCAUCCCCAACGAGUUGAAGAAGCCCCGUGUCAUUGACGCCCACCUUGUCAUGCACCAGCUGACUUGUAACGGUGUGCUUGAAGGUAUCCGUAUUUGCCGUAAAGGCUUCCCUAAUAGGAUGGUGUAUCCUGACUUCCGUCAGCGUUACACGAUUCUUGCGCCCAACGCUGUUCCUAAGGACUUUGCUGGAGAGCCUAAGGAGGCUGGAAGCUUGCUGAUUAGCAACACUGGCCUCGACAAGGACGAAUACCGCAUUGGACUGACCAAGAUAUUCUUCCGUGCCGGUGUUCUGGGUCGGCUUGAGGAAAUGCGCGACGAACGUCUGGCCAAGAUCAUGACCAUGAUUCAGUCGGCCUGCCGUUGGUAUCUCUGUAAAAAGCACUUCGAGAAGCUGAAGGAACAGCGCGUGGCUCUAAAGGUUCUUCAGCGCAACCUUCGGCAGUUUUCUCAAAUGCGCAACUGGGCCUGGUGGAAGCUCUUCACUAAAGUCAAGCCUAUGCUCACCAUGGUUAAGGCUGAGGAUGAGCUUAAAGCUCUUGAGGAUAAGCUAAAGGAGGAAUCCGAAAAACUGGCCAAGGAAGAGAAACUGCGUAAGGAACUGGAGGAACAAAACACUAAAUUACUUCAGGAGAAAAACGACUUGUACAUGCAGCUUGAAAGUGCCAAGGGUGGAGCCGGCGAUCUUGAGCAACAGCUCAGCAAAAGUGCCGCGCAGAAGAAGGAACUUGAGAGACAAAUCAAAGAUUUCGAGGAACGUCUGUCCCAAGAAGAAGGUACUGCCCAGAAACUGAAUCAGACAAAGAAAAAACUUGAAAGUGACAUUCAAGGCUGCAAGAAGGAGAUUGAAGAGCUCAGCAUGAAUUUGCAAAAGGCAGAGCAAGACAAGCAAACUAAGGAUCACCAGAUUCGCUCCCUUAACGAUGAAAUCAAACGCCAGGAGGAAAUAGUUGCCAAGAUAAACAAAGAGAAGAAACAACUACAGGAGCAGAAUGGUAAGACCUCUGAGGACCUCAGUGCCGCAGAGGACAAAAUCAAUCACCUAAACAAGGUGAAGACUAAGCUGGAGCAGUCGAUUGAUGAACUUGAGGAUUCUCUGGAGCGCGAGAAGAAGUCUCGUGCUGAUCUCGAGAAGUCCAAAAGGAAAAUUGAGGGUGACCUUAAAUUGGCUCAGGAAGCUGUCGCCGACCUCGAUCGGGCGAAGAAGGAUUUGGAAGCUGCUGUACAGCGCAAGGAUAAGGAGAUGGCUGCAGUGCAAACGAAACUAGAAGAGGAGCAGUCUCUUAUUGCCAAAUUACAGAAACAAAUCAAGGAACUUCAACAGCGUGUCACUGAUCUUGAAGAUGAGCUUGAAGCCGAGCGUCAGGCCCGUACCCGCGCUGAGCGCGCCCGCCAAGAGCUGUCUCGCGAAAUCGAGCAGUUGUCUGAACGACUUGAAGAGUCCGGCGGAGCUACAUCUGCACAGGUGGAAAUGAACAAACGCCGUGAGGCAGAAAUGGCCAAACUGCGCCAAGAACUGGAUGAGGCUAAAAGCCAGGGUGAACAAGUGGCAAAUGCCCUCAGGGCUAAGAAUAAUCAGAUAGUCCAAGAGAUGACGGAAGCCAUUGACAACCUCACGAAAGCCAAAUCCAAAGCUGAAAAGGACGCCAUGAACUUCAAGUCCCAAGUAAACGACCUGCAGAGCUCUUUGGAUCACGUCAGCCACAAACAGUCAAACGCUGAUAGGCAAACCAAGAUGAUGGAGCAGCAGGUACAUGACCUUCAAUUCCGUCUGGACGAGGCAAAUCGCAGCCUCAAUGACUUCGAUUCUCAGAAGAAGAAGUUGAACAUUGAGAACACCGAGCUGCAGCGCCAAUUGGAGGAGGCCGAAAGCCAGAUCAACCAACUGAACAAACAAAAGGCUGCCCUGGCUAACCAAGCGGAGGAAGCGAAACGCUCAGCCGAUGAAGAGGCCAAGGACCGCAAUGGGAUCAUGAGUAAAUAUCGUAACAUGGAACGUGACUUACAGGUGUUGCGAGAUGCUGUCGAUGAAGCUGAAGAAGCGAAAGCCGAUUUACAGCGCCAGCUAUCCAAGGCUAACGCCGAUGCUCAACUGUGGCGUGGCAAGUACGAGUCCGAAGGUCUGCUUCGCCUCGAGGAACUUGAGGAAGGCAAAAGGAAACUUCAAGCUAAACUGAGCCACGCUGAAGAAAAUGUCGAAUCUUUAAACCAGAAGGUCGCUAAUCUCGAGAAGACCAAGAACCACCUGCAAGGUGAGGUCGAUGAUAUGCAAGCUGAAGUUGACCGAGCCCAACAGCUCGCCCAGCAGCUCGACAAAAAGCAAAAGUCAUUCGACCGCGUCAUUGCCGAAUGGAAGUCAAAGACUGAUAGCCUUGCUGCCGAACUGGAAGACUCGAAGAGGGAAGCGAGAAAUUUCUCGACAGAAGUAUUCAAGUUGCGUGCUCAGUGCGAUGAAGCCCACGAGCACUGUGAGACUCUAAAGAAGGAGAACAAGAAUCUCCAGGAUGAACUCAAAGAGGUCGUUAAUCAGCUAGGCGAGGGAGGUCGCUCAUCUCAUGAGGUCGAGAAGAACCGUAAGAGGCUCGAGAGGGAGAAGGAGGAGCUCCAACACGUUCUCGAAGAGGCUGAGGCCGCAUUAGAACAAGAGGAAAACAAAGUGCUCCGCGCUCAGCUUGAACUUAGCCAAGUGCGACAGGAGAUUGAGCGUCGCAUCCAUGAGAAGGAGGAAGAGUUUGAAAACACUCGCAAGAACCACCAGCGCGCUAUAGACUCGAUCCAGGCUUCGCUUGAGGCUGAAAGCAAAGCAAAGGGCGAGGCUAUGCGUGUUAAGAAAAAGCUGGAAUCGGACAUCAAUGAGCUCGAAAUCGCUCUCGAUGGCGCCAACCGUUCCAAGGUUGAAGCUGAGAAGAACGCCAAAAAAUACCAACAGCAAAUUCGGGAGCUGCAGGGCCAAUUGGAGGAUGAACAACGAAACAACAGCGAAAUCCGUGACAAGUACGUCGAUGCCGAGCGCCGCGCAAACCAACUGCACGGAACUGUUGAGGAGGCCAAGACUCUGGUGGAGAAUGCCGACCGCGCCCGUCGCGCUGCUGAGAAUGAGCUGUACGAACUGAAAGAAGCCUGUGGUGACCUUACCGGCAACCACUCUUCUUUGGUUAUUGCUAAGAAGAAGCUUGAGGGAGAGAUGGCUGCACUUCAGAACGAUCUGGAUGAAAUGAUCAAUGAGUGCAAAGCGUCGGAGGAGCGUGCCAAGAAAGCAAUGGUCGACGCUGCCCGUCUGGCCGAUGAGCUUCGCGCCCAUGCCGAUGUCGCCACAAAUGCUGAAAAGUCCAAGAAAACUAUGGAGGCUCAGAUGAAGGAUAUGCAAGCCCGUUUAGAGGAGGCCGAAAAGGACUCGAUAAAGGGUGGCAGGAAAUACAUUGUCAAACUUGAGAGCAAAUGCAAAGACCUCGAGCAUGAACUUGAAAACGAGAUUCGCAAAGGAGCUGAGCAUGCAAGGAGUUCGAAGAAAGCCGAAAGGAGAAUUAAAGAGCUGCAGUUCCAGGCUGAGGAGGAGAAAAAGAACUUCGAUCGCAUGCAUGAACUCGUUGACCAGCUACAAAAUAAGGUCUCAACUUACAGAAAACAGCUGGAAGAUUCCGAGGAAAUCGCUUCGAUGAACCUUGCCAAGUUCAAGAAAGCCCAACAAGAGCUUGAAGAUGCUGACGAGCGUGUUCGCUCAGCUGAGCAACAGAUCCAGAAAUUGCGCUCCAAAAUCCGUAGUGGAACACCCUUGUAGACAAAAGUCUGCUUAGAUGCACGAUAAUGGAUAUGUAAGUGUAUUGCUUCAAAUAUGUUUGCAAAAGCAGAUGAUGUAAUACUAAACACGGAAGCUAAUACAGAUACCCGAUUCGAUUGUUUCUAAAAUAGCUGCAGAAGAUGAUCGAAAUUAAGGUAAAAGACACUAUAUAUUAUCAUAUACUGGCGCAUUGUAUCAAAAGAGGAGCUUGGGCAAGAAGUGACAGGGAGGUUGGCACGCGGCAUUUUGAAGUACGUAAGUAGAAACAAGAAAAAUAAAUAGACUGUAGAUCAAUAAUUCGAUCAGCUAUACUUUUUCGUUGAAUACUAAUGUAUUCAUUAUGGCAGUUGCUUAGGAAAAACACACAAUCGAUGGCUUGACCCGUCCGCCUCUAUUGUAAUAUGGAAUGGAUUUCAUUACUCGUCUCUCGAAGGCGCAAUAACGAAUAACCAAUUAAUAAAUGGAAGCAGAACUAAA